This is a messenger RNA of Exophiala viscosa, 1313 nucleotides long. RefSeq lists its product as uncharacterized. Lineage: Eukaryota; Fungi; Ascomycota; Eurotiomycetes; Chaetothyriales; Herpotrichiellaceae. Bases 95 to 1075 code for a protein of 326 amino acids. The record is from RefSeq and is a predicted model, not a curated record. The transcript has a single exon.
AACACAAACAACUCUCUUAUAAACCUCGUUAUCACCUGCUCGAAUCCUCUCGACACUCUCUAGACGAAUCUAUCCUCUACCACGUCGGUGCAGCAUGACUCGAAGAGACCUACACCUCAUGCGCUCCACUACCGAAAUGACCACCACCAAGCCCAUCCCAGGAAAGCAUCAGGAUGAGGACGAUGAAAUAGAAUGGGAGACUGUCACCACGGCAUCAUCAGAGACUGAACGAGGCGACAUCGACAUGGAUUCCACCCUGCCUAACGGCGCAUUACUCCCACCCUCACCACCCUGUGACUCUGACUUCACCUUACCAUCAUCUCAUCCAGAACCCGAACCGCGAAAGCGCCUGUCCUACAAAGACGCCCUCUGCUCCUCUCCAGCGGCAGAAGACAACGACGCCCUUCCCAUAGUCCUUGUUGAAGAAUAUGACCCUGACACCACCCUCAUGUCAGGCGCAGUCGAUCCGCGAGACGCCGACAUCCCAGUAACACUAGGUCUAUCCUCCUCUGACGAGGAGAUCAUCUGCUCAACCAGAAGCGCCUACAAACACUGCUACGACAAGAUGCCCUACCGCGUCCUCCACCGCUACCACCUGUACGAACUUGGUCUGCCGUUCAAAGAUACUCGUCAUCUGGAUGCAUUAACGCCGAACUUUUUGACGACCUUCCGUGGUGUGGACCGAGCAUGGGACGAAUUCGAAGAGAUCGAGCGUGACUAUCAACGUGCUGUUCGUGCCGAUGAGAGCUUUGAGCUGGAUCUCGACGAGUACUUGCUCGUUGCAUUGGCCAAGCGAGGCGGAAGGUCCAGGAGACAGGUCGUGUAUCCCGAAUACAUAUACCCGUUAUGGCCGAAAUGGGAAGAUGGUAGCGAUAGUUCUGAGGCCGAGACUGAGCGCGAGGACAAGAGAGAAGCAGGUGCAGGCGAAGAUACAAAUGCGUCUGGCGAGAAGAGACCUACAACCCGAAAGCAGCGUGCGAGGUUCGAACUGGACUUUACUUUUGACGACGCGUAUUGGAUAGAACUGGAAGAUCAGGGCAUCAUUUGGGACGAGAUAGAUGUUCCCAGACUAUGAUCUUGGUCCGAAUUACAAGGCGAAUUGGGUGAAAUUGGUAUUUGGACGAUACUGGGCAAAAUUGGACGACUACAUGAAAUCACACGGAACGAAACAGGAGCAUUGUACAAAUAUGGGAAGCAAUAUGGGCGAAAGAUCGGCGCAAGUCAGUGCUGCAAGAAUUCCUACAGCUUCGACGAGAUGCAAAGUGCUGCGGAUAUACAGUACUUGGAGAUGUCUAUACCAAUUCAUGGGUGAC